AUGGCCAGUACUGCGCACUACCAUAAUGAAGAUACUGGUAUUGAUUUGGCAGACCAAAAAUCAAGUUUCAAAUACAUCGAAGAUAGGAUAAUACCGCAGUUACUUUCAAAGGAUGAGGGUGUAUUAUCUCUUGUGAAGUUCCGCAAAGUGACGAAGAACGAUAAAAUUAAAUUGAGCAUCGAUACUUUGAGCAAGAUAGACCUCAAAUCUAAUAUACUGUCUCUAUGUGCAUACGGACCUCAUAUCCAGAAAUUGCUCAGUAUUGUAGAAAUAUUCAAGGGCACACUGAAGGGUGGCGAUCCAUUUAAGCAGUGGAACGCCAUAAACAGCUUUGAGGUGGUGAAACCAGGAGUUAACGAACUUUUAGACAAGAAGCUGAAAGUCCCCAUACUGUUCAUUUUCAUUACAAUGGAUGAGAGCAUGUUUUCUAGUCCAGUGUUUAAAAAGAACAACACAGGAUUCACAGAACAACCUAUAUAG
This is a messenger RNA of Huiozyma naganishii CBS 8797, 480 nucleotides long. RefSeq names its product ribonuclease P/MRP protein subunit POP6 (gene POP6). NCBI's taxonomy places the organism in Eukaryota, Fungi, Ascomycota, Saccharomycetes, Saccharomycetales, Saccharomycetaceae. The transcript has a single exon. The coding region runs from base 1 to 480 and encodes 159 amino acids. The record is from RefSeq and is a predicted model, not a curated record.